Molecule: messenger RNA, 774 nt
Organism: Lolium rigidum
Lineage: Eukaryota; Viridiplantae; Streptophyta; Magnoliopsida; Poales; Poaceae
Product: auxin response factor 12-like
Exons: 5
Coding region: 149-412 (87 amino acids)
Biological process (GO): response to hormone; regulation of DNA-templated transcription
Molecular function (GO): DNA binding
Source: RefSeq, a predicted model, not a curated record
AGGAACUUUGUUUGAGUUGCAUUAUGUUCCAUUUCAGGACAACAGCGACGGCUGCUGGGAGCGGGAGCUCGGAGGCGACCUGGAGGUGAAUGCGAACGCCCGAAGGACGACAAGGCAAGAGCAGAACGACGCCUACCUGCCGGCCGAGAUGGGGAUCAUGAGCAAGCAGCCCACCAACUACUUCUGCAAGACGCUCACCACCAGCGACACCAACACGCACGGCGGCUUCUCCGUGCCGUGCCAUGCCGCUGAGCGCGUCUUCCCUCCUCUGGAUGCUCAGGAGCUAAUUGCGAGGGACAUCCAUAACAACGAGUGGAAGUUCAGGCACAUCUUCCAAGGAAAUGGUGAAGCAAACGGCAAUGGCAAGCUGGUCAGCGUCGUCAUCUGGACAGAGGCAUGCCAGCAAUGGUAAGCUGAUGCUACUUGUUUUUCCUCGCAGGCAAUCAAAGUACUCAAUGAUGAGAUGAAUUGUGACAUUAUCAAGAUUGGUAGCAUCGUAAGAAACAAGGUAGACUUUGUCCCAUUUCUUAGUCUUGUGUAUGUCAACAUGCCAUGUGUUUCUGGAACCCCUUGGUGGUGAUUUGUGGUACUGGAACCUGUUGUUGGUUGAAAAAAUAGUUAUCUUGGACAUGAAUCUAGUUUCUGGUCGUGGGACCAUCUUGAAGUGAAUGUGAUGUUUGAGUUUGAUACCCAAGUUGGUGUAGAAUGUUUUUGCUUGUCAUCUGACACUGGGAAAUCUCAUGUUUGGUCAGUGAAGUGAAUCUGUUACUUAUA